Messenger RNA from Schistocerca serialis cubense, 477 nucleotides. RefSeq names its product proline-rich protein 2-like. The record is from RefSeq and is a predicted model, not a curated record. The coding region runs from base 1 to 477 and encodes 158 amino acids. The transcript has 2 exons. NCBI's taxonomy places the organism in Eukaryota, Metazoa, Arthropoda, Insecta, Orthoptera, Acrididae.
AUGGUUGCCAGCGCCAGUAUAAAAACCAGCCAGGCAGCUGAGCAUGCGCGGGAGAUGCGGCCCAACCACCGCGCACCAGUCUCAUGGUAUGGCGGGACCCCCAGCGCCAGCGACGCCACGUACAGUGGACGCAGCGUCUGCAACGGGCUGAACUCGCUCUCCGCUCCCAGUGGUGUAGAGGAUGAUAUCGUGUCCGCAUGCUACAGUCAGGAGACGCCGCCAGGGACUCCGACUGGUGGCCCAGAACCAACUGGUCCACCAGGGACCCCUACAGGAGGACCUCAGACAACUGGCCCACCAGGUCCACCAACUAUUGGAGGUCCUGAACCAACUGGACCACCAGGGACCCCUACAGGUGGACCUCAAACAACUAGCCCACCAGGUCCACCACCUACUGAUGGACCUGGACCAACUGCCACAACAGGUGUAAAUACCCCUUACCCUGAUCCAACUUGGUCCAUCUGGUUCCAUUUAUGA